This is a messenger RNA of Lathyrus sativus (Indian pea), 669 nucleotides long. The record is from the annotation of a GenBank genome assembly. Lineage: Eukaryota; Viridiplantae; Streptophyta; Magnoliopsida; Fabales; Fabaceae.
AUGGACUACAAAACUUUACAACUCAAUCUCGCAUCAGCAAAAGAUCUCAACAACGUUAAUGUCUUCUCCAAAAUGUACGUCUACGCCGUCGUUUCGAUCUCCGGCGACCCGGUCAAUAAACAAAGGACUAAAACACCCCUUGACAGAGAAGGAGGUACUAACCCCGCUUGGAAUUUCUCCGUUAAUUUCACUUUCAAUGAAUUGCUAGCUCGCCAGAAUCGUUUGACUCUCGAAAUCAACCUUCGCUGUUCCGGCAGCCUCGCCAUUGAUAAAGAUGUCGGUAGCGUCCAAGUUCCUCUCGGCGAGCUUCUUAAACAAACCGGUGAUGGAAAAACUUUCCAACAUGUUAGUUACCAAGUUAGAAAACCGUCUGGAAAACCAAAAGGUUCGUUUAGUUUUUCCUACAAAGUCACUGAUCCGGUGAACCAGAAGACGGAACCUGUUAUGGUUACGGGUUAUCCUUCUCCAGCGGUGGGGUCUGCUUCUUCACCUUACCCCGUUGUGUAUCCUCCUCCUCAGUCGGAAUAUCCGGCCGGAUAUACGUACCCAUCGCCUUCACCGUCUUACAGUGAGUAUCAACAAACUCCAGUGGGAUGCUUUUACCCGCCACAAAACGGCUAUAUGUACCCGCCUCCAGACGCAGUACCGGUUGCAAAAAGUCAUUUUUAA